Molecule: messenger RNA, 1475 nt
Organism: Anopheles coustani
Lineage: Eukaryota; Metazoa; Arthropoda; Insecta; Diptera; Culicidae
Gene: escl
Product: polycomb protein EED
Exons: 4
Coding region: 128-1396 (422 amino acids)
Biological process (GO): negative regulation of transcription by RNA polymerase II
Cellular component (GO): ESC/E(Z) complex
Molecular function (GO): nucleosome binding; protein binding
Source: RefSeq, a predicted model, not a curated record
AUCCUAUAGUCAGCAUUUGCAAGCGGUUUGUGGCGGAUUUUUGUGUUAAUUUUGAUUAAGUCCCAGCGGCGUUUCGGAACGAUUCGGCUUGAAUUGUAAAAACAAUAUAUUUUAUAAUAAAAUAGCCAUGAAGGAAGAGGCGAUUAAUAGUCAACACGGUGAGGCGUCCGAAGAUGAAGAUGACGAGGACAUGCACGAAACAUCUAGCAUGGGAAGUACCUGCACCGACAACACGUCAAACGGGAGUGAAAACCAAAUCAAUCGGAAAAAGCGACGCCGGUCGAAAAAGAAAACACCCAAGCCGGCUAAACCGAUCUACAAGUUUGCCGGCUACGUGAAGGAAGACCACGGACAGGCUCUUUUCGGGUGCAUGUUCAAUCACGAUCUCAAAAAUGGGGAACUACCAACAUUCGCGACGGUCGGUAGCAACCGGGUAACGAUUUACCAAUGCCAAGAGGAUGGAGAAAUCACGCUAAAACAAUGUUACGCCGAUCCCGAUACGGAGGAAGUGUUCUACACCUGCGCCUGGUCGCACGACGUGGAAACUGGUAGACCCACUCUAGCGGCAGCUGGGCUCCGUGGGGUGAUUCGGGUUUUCAACACUGCCUCGCUCAAGGGACACAAAUGCUUCAUCGGGCACGGGCAUGCUAUUAACGAAGUGAAAUUCCACCCGAAGGAACCUUACCUUGUCAUGUCCGCUAGCAAAGACCACUCGUUGCGACUGUGGAACACCAAGACGGACAUUUGUAUCGCGGUGUUCGGUGGAGUCGAGGGCCACCGCGAUGAGGUGCUGAGCUUCGAUUUCGACAUUCUUGGCACACGGUUCAUGUCGUGCGGCAUGGACCAUUCGCUGAAACUGUGGCGGCUCGAUACGGAAACGAUGAAGAAUGCAAUACGCAACAGUUACACCUUCAACGAGGCGAAAAGUUUAUCCCGGUUUCCCUCGGAGAACGAACACUUUCCAGUGUUCUCCACCCGAGACAUCCACCGGAACUACGUUGAUUGCGUUAGAUGGAUAGGUGACUUUGUGCUCUCGAAGUCGUGUGAAAAUACUAUCGUCUGCUGGAAACCGGGCAAGCUGGAUGAUGUAGAGGUUAAGAAUAACGAAACCACCGCCACCGUUAUUACCACGCUUGAGUUUAAGGAGAGUGAGAUUUGGUUCGUGCGCUUUUCGCUCGACUACUGGCAGAAGUAUUUGGCACUGGGCAAUCAAACCGGCAGAACGUACAUUUGGGAGCUCGACACUGACGAUCCGGUGAAUCCUCGCUGUAGCACUCUAUUCCAUCCCAAGUGUACGACUGCCAUUCGACAAACUUCGUUCUCGAGAUCAGGGAAUAUUCUAAUUUGCGUUUGCGACGACGGUACCGUUUGGCGGUGGGAUAAAAUAAAUAUCUAAUAGUACACUAGAAAAGCACCUGAAAAUAGGUGAAAUAUAAAUAUAAAAUUUGAAUAAAACACGUUACUAUUUAAGGAAU